Messenger RNA from Castor canadensis (American beaver), 1415 nucleotides. Lineage: Eukaryota; Metazoa; Chordata; Mammalia; Rodentia; Castoridae. The record is from RefSeq and is a predicted model, not a curated record.
AUUCUGGUAGUUUAUUGAAAAUCCAUACAGUCCAUUCAUAUAAAAAAUUAAUACAUCUUAAAAGUAGUCACUGUGAAGUACUUAACAAAAAAUUAAAAAUGGAAAAAAUGAUUAGUGCAUUACAAAAGGAGCUAUCAGAAACUGAGCAAGAAAAACUAGAACAAGAAAAAGAAGUCUGCAAUUUGAGAUUUGCCUUAAAACACGAAGAGGAGAAAAGAAGAAAUGCUGUUUGGCUUUGUGAAAAAAUUAAGGAACAGUUAAUAGAAAAAGAAGAGGACUAUAAAGAAGUUGAAAUGAAACAACAACUUGACAUGUGUGUUAGAACACUGGAUAUGGAGCUGAAGACUGUGAGAAAUAAUUUAACUAAGGCUUUAGAGGAACGAAAUGAUACCCAGAGAAAGCUUUCCCAAGAACAGAAUGCCAGAAUAUUACAAGAUGAGAUUCUGGCAAAUCACCUCUGCAAGGAAAAGGAGAUAGAAAUGGAGACAGAGAAAAUGAGUGCUGAGCUGCAAGAAUUAUGGGAUCUACAGACAAAGACUGGACAACAUGCUGUGCAGAUGCAAGAACGUGUGAAAAAGCUUCAACUUGAAAAUUACAAGUUAAAUAUUACAAAACAAAAGGGAAAAACAAAAAUUGAAGAACUGAAGAAAAAUUUGUUAAGUAAAAGUGUGGAUGAUGAACUUGUAGAAAAACUGGAAAUUGCAUCUUUAAAAUGUCUACAUCUAGAAAAAGAAAAUCAACGUCUUCAUCAGGAGUUACUGUCUAAAACAACUGCUAAAAAGGAUUGUGAAACACUAGAGAAGAAUAUAAUGACAUUGAAACAAGAAGUGGUAAACCUCAAAACUUAUAUGAAAAACAAUAUGUUAGAACGUGGUCAAGUAGAACAAUAUAAGCAGAAUAUUGAAGAAGGAGCAAAACGGGAUUUAGUAAAAAAAUUGAGACAAGUCAAUCUAUUUUUGCAGACACAGGCAGCAUGUCAAGAAAAGUUAGAGCAAUUCAGAGAGACACAAAAUGCUUCAACAAGAAGUCACAUGGAACUCAGAAUUAGCAAUUUAGAAUCUGAACUGUCUACAAUGAAAAGUCAACUGGACUUUAGUAAAAUGGAGGUUGAAAACUAUAAGCAACUCUACCUAGAAGAAGUCAAAAUUAGAAAAUCACUGUCAAACAAACUACACAAAACUAAUAAGAGACUAGAUGAAGCCAAGACCAAGAUUCUUCUGGAAGAACAGAAGACAUCUUUACAACAUAGCUCUCCUAAUACAAGAUCUGUCCUAGAGUGCAGUUGUGUUGGAAGUCCUAACACCAGACUUUUUAUUCCAAAGAGUUCUUCCGGACAGUUUCCAACAGAAAACUUAGUGGAUUCUACCUCAUCCCCAUGGCCUUCAGCUGAGACCAUGCAGAACUAUGAGAAGUGG